Ochlerotatus camptorhynchus is the source of this 1189-nucleotide messenger RNA. Its product is annotated as zinc finger protein 62 homolog. Gene Ontology annotation, cellular component: nucleus. The record is from RefSeq and is a predicted model, not a curated record. Gene Ontology annotation, molecular function: RNA polymerase II cis-regulatory region sequence-specific DNA binding; zinc ion binding; DNA-binding transcription factor activity, RNA polymerase II-specific. Gene Ontology annotation, biological process: regulation of transcription by RNA polymerase II. The transcript is spliced from 3 exons. NCBI's taxonomy places the organism in Eukaryota, Metazoa, Arthropoda, Insecta, Diptera, Culicidae. Bases 55 to 1167 code for a protein of 370 amino acids.
CGUACUGGUGAAAAGUGAAAUUUUUAGGUGAAAGUCAGUCGUCUUCGAAUCACGAUGGGUGUCUGUAGAUUGUGCACCAAAAGUUCCCUCGCCAAUGGACGACUUGCGGACCGUUUCUUUCGGGAGAAGGUUCUGGACAUAAUCUGCAUGUGGGUUGACGUCAACGAUGCCCGUCAAUCAAAGGAUGUUUGCGAUUCAUGCUUUAAUUUAGUCGAAAAGUUCUACUCCUUCAAACGUGACUGUCGGUCAUUCCAACUGGCAUCGAAAGAGCAGAUAAGCAGUUCCGAUAAGAAAUCCACACCAAAUGAAGCCUGUCCGCUAGUUAUUAAAUUUGUCGAUCCUGCUAAAGUGGAGAAAGCCUCCAAAGAAGAAUAUGCUGAGGUUGAUUCUGAAGAUGAGUUCUUCCGAAAUCUACCUCCACUGAAGAAGCCCAAGAAAAAGUACGUUACGAGAAAAUCACCCAAACCACCGAAGGUGGAUGUAAACGGGGAACGCAUCGUCGUUCCCCGCCCAUGGAGGAGAAAGUUCAAAGAAGCCAUUGACCUCCCACCGGACGAGUACCGUCAGUAUGUACAAGGAAAAACAAACCCGAAGAAGCCAACCGUGGUGUGUGAGCUGUGUGGCCGUACCAUCGAUAUCUGUCGUAUUGAUGGCCACCGGAAUCGACACAUGGGGCUGGAGCCCUACGAGUGCGAUGUGUGUGGCGACAAGUUCAACUGUAAGUAUAACCUGAGAACGCACCACCGACGAAAUCACGUCAAGGGCGAGGAGUGCACAUGUUCCACUUGUGGGAAGCUCUUCAUCAGUCGGCUGGCCCUGCAGUCGCACAUGAAGAGCGUUCACGCGGAAAGGAAGUUUGCCUGCAGCUUGUGUCCGCUGAAGUUUGGUAAUAGGUCCACUUUAAACUACCACCUGAAAAUUCACAACCAGACGCGAGACUUCAAGUGUCCCCUGUGUGGGAAAGCAUUCUACUGCAAAUCGGUGUGGAACAUACACAUGCGAACGCACAGUGGCGAAGCGCCUUAUCGGUGCAGCGUGUGUAGUGCGGCCUACGUGCACAGGAACAUGUACGUAGCUCACAUGAACAAGAACCAUCCGGGCGAACCGCUGAUGUACCUGAGUGGCAAGAAAUCGUUCAAGGAAUCUCUGCUUAACAAGGGCGUAUGAGUGCGUGUGGAUGCAAAUAGUA